Molecule: messenger RNA, 1447 nt
Organism: Populus nigra (black poplar)
Lineage: Eukaryota; Viridiplantae; Streptophyta; Magnoliopsida; Malpighiales; Salicaceae
Product: transcription initiation factor IIB-2-like
Exons: 7
Coding region: 256-1191 (311 amino acids)
Biological process (GO): DNA-templated transcription initiation; transcription preinitiation complex assembly
Cellular component (GO): nucleus; transcription preinitiation complex
Molecular function (GO): TBP-class protein binding
Source: RefSeq, a predicted model, not a curated record
CAGAAAAAAGCCUUUUAUUCUUCCUACAAAAGUCAAGCCUAACCUGGCGAAUUCACAAUUCAAUCUUAAUAUUUUGAAUUCCUUAACAGACUCCUAAAUUAAAAAAAAAAACACAACACAAAAACCUGAUGCGUGUGUGUGUGUAUAUAUAUAUAAAACACAAAAUCCAUAGCAGCAGCAGCAGUAGGUAAUGAUAUUUUAUUAUCAAAUUAAACAACGACAAAAAAAAAAAAAACAGAAAGAAGACGAGAGAAAAUGGAAGACUCAUACUGCCCGGACUGCAAGCGACUGACAGAGAUAGUGUUCGACCACUCGGCAGGAGACACCAUCUGCUCUGAAUGUGGUUUAAUUUUGGAAGCCCACUCUGUGGACGAGACAUCAGAGUGGCGAACUUUCUCUAACGAGUCCUCUGAUCAUGACCCUAACCGUGUUGGUGGCCCACUUAACCCUCUUCUUGCCGACGGUGGUCUUUCCACUACCAUUUCUAAAACAAAUGGUGGGUCCAACGAGCUUUUGUCCUGCUCUCUUGGGAAAUGGCAGAGCCGUGGCGCCAAUCCUGAUAGAAACCGUAUUCAGGCUUUCAAGUCUAUUGCUGCCAUGGCCGACAGGUUGGGGCUGGUUACAACCAUAAAGGAUCGAGCUAAUGAAAUAUAUAAGAAGGUAGAGGAUCAAAAACCUCUUAAAGGACGAAAUCAAGAUGCCAUUUUAGCUGCUUGUCUCUAUAUUGCAUGUCGACAAGAGAACAAGGCCCGGACUGUAAAAGAGAUUUGUUCUGUUGUCAAUGGAGCCACAAAGAAAGAAAUUGGACGAGCAAAAGAGUUUAUUGUGAAGCAUCUGGAGGUAGAGAUGGGUCAUUCAAUGGAAAUGGGAACCAUACAUGCUGCAGACUAUCUGAGACGCUUUUGUUCCAAUCUGGGAAUGACAAAUCAAGCUGUUAAAGCUGCCCAUGAAGCUGUCCAGAAAUCUGAGGAGCUUGACAUAAGGAGGAGCCCAAUAUCAAUUGCAGCAGCUGUUAUUUACAUCAUAAUUCAACUAUCAGAUGAUAAGAAGCCUCUUAAAGAUAUUUCAGUUGUAACUCAAGUGGCUGAAGGUACCAUCAAGAACUCGUACAAGGAUCUUUCUCCUCAUUUGUCUCAGAUAAUACCCAGCUGGUUUGCCAAGGAAGAGGAUAUCAAGAACCUGCACUCGUAAAGAUGCCUAGAAGUAGUCAUUUGGUAUGUUCCAUUUUUCUAGUCAGAUGAUCAUACUUCCAUUGCAGCAUCCUUAAGACAGUGAUCUUGUUUUCCAUAGGGCAUGACAGUAUUUUGGUUCCGAUCACUGUAUAAAGUAGUGAUCAUGUAUAUAUAAAGUAGGCCUUUCUUCCAUUAUGUAGACUUGUCUAGAAUUGCAGGCUCGCACCAAUCGUGUUUAGCUAGUUUAUAUGACAAGGAAUGGUUCAUUUGUUAUA